This is a messenger RNA of Opisthorchis viverrini, 423 nucleotides long. RefSeq lists its product as hypothetical. The annotation marks the transcript as partial. Gene Ontology annotation, molecular function: ATP hydrolysis activity; ATP binding. The record is from RefSeq and is a predicted model, not a curated record. NCBI's taxonomy places the organism in Eukaryota, Metazoa, Platyhelminthes, Trematoda, Opisthorchiida, Opisthorchiidae. The transcript has 3 exons. Gene Ontology annotation, cellular component: plasma membrane.
CUUCUAGACGUCCUUGCUGGUCGAAAAGAUCCGCGCUUUUUAUCAGGACAAGUGCUAGUGGAUGGUGUUCCUCAACCGAAGAAUUUCAAAUGUAUAUCAGGCUAUGUAGUUCAGGAUGAUAUCGUGAUGGGAACUUUAACGGUGCGAGAGAACCUUCAUUUCUCCGCUGCUCUUCGUAUGACUGUGCGAUGUUCAAAGGCCGAGAGACGCCGAAAGGUGGAUGAAAUUAUCGAAGAACUUGGACUUACCAGUGUAGCUGACAGCAAGAUUGGAACCGACUUGAUACGAGGAGUGUCUGGUGGAGAACGUAAACGUACCAACAUUGGGAUGGAGUUGAUCACCGACCCUCCUGUAUUAUUUCUGGAUGAGCCCACUACAGGUUUGGAUGCUUUCAUGGCCGGACAAGUGAUUAAAACACUGAAA